This is a messenger RNA of Nicotiana attenuata, 1830 nucleotides long. RefSeq names its product actin-104. The transcript is spliced from 6 exons. NCBI's taxonomy places the organism in Eukaryota, Viridiplantae, Streptophyta, Magnoliopsida, Solanales, Solanaceae. Bases 373 to 1506 code for a protein of 377 amino acids. The record is from RefSeq and is a predicted model, not a curated record.
UAAUAUUUUGAUUUUGCGAUUUCCUGUUUUGUUCGUUGUCUUCACUUUCACCCUGUUGUCCUGGCUAUUUUCUUUGAUUUUGCUCGACUUUUUAUUGCUAAGUGAAUUUUGGGGUUCUUAGUUUUUGAUUUUGUUUGGAUGAUCUCUUACAAAACUUGUUAAUACAAGGGCUCGUUUUCUUUAUCUUUUAAUGAAUACUUCAUCUGUCCUUUUUUUCUUAAAUUAAGGUGACGCUGGUAAUAUUUGAUGAGUCGAAAGAGGUUUUCUCUUUGACCAAUAAUUUUUUCAAACAGUUUUCAUAUAUUUUGGUAUCGACUUUAUUAUACUUCAUUUCCUCUGUCCUAUUUUGUCCCGACUCCUGAUCCUUAGAAGAUGGCCGAAGGUGAGGACAUUCAACCACUCGUUGUUGACAAUGGAACUGGAAUGGUUAAGGCUGGCUUUGCUGGAGACGAUGCUCCAAGGGCUGUAUUUCCUAGUAUAGUUGGUCGUCCUAAACACCAAGGAGUAAUGGUCGGGAUGGGGCAAAAAGAUGCCUAUGUUGGUGAUGAAGCUCAGUCUAAAAGAGGUAUUCUGACUUUGAAAUAUCCGAUUGAACAUGGUAUCGUCAGCAACUGGGAUGACAUGGAGAAAAUUUGGCAUCAUACAUUUUACAAUGAGCUUCGUGUUGCUCCCGAGGAGCAUCCUGUUCUUCUUACUGAGGCACCACUUAACCCCAAGGCAAACCGAGAGAAAAUGACCCAGAUCAUGUUUGAGACCUUCAAUGUGCCAGCCAUGUAUGUUGCAAUCCAGGCCGUUCUUUCUCUGUAUGCUAGUGGUCGUACUACUGGUAUUGUGCUUGAUUCUGGUGAUGGUGUGAGCCACACUGUCCCCAUCUAUGAAGGAUAUGCACUUCCCCAUGCCAUCUUGCGGUUAGAUCUUGCCGGUCGUGAUCUUACUGAUUAUCUCAUGAAGAUUCUCACUGAGAGAGGCUAUAUGUUUACCACAUCUGCUGAACGGGAAAUCGUUCGUGAUGUGAAGGAGAAGCUUGCCUAUGUUGCAUUGGAUUUUGAACAGGAGCUUGAGACAGCAAAGAGUAGCUCAUCAGUUGAGAAGAGCUAUGAGCUUCCUGAUGGACAAGUCAUCACUAUUGGUGCUGAGAGGUUCCGUUGCCCUGAGGUUCUCUUCCAGCCAUCGUUGAUUGGAAUGGAAGCAGCAGGAAUUCAUGAAACAACCUAUAACUCAAUCAUGAAAUGUGAUGUGGAUAUUAGGAAGGAUUUAUAUGGAAAUAUUGUACUCAGUGGUGGCUCAACUAUGUUCCCUGGCAUAGCAGAUCGAAUGAGCAAAGAAAUCACUGCUCUUGCUCCAAGCAGCAUGAAGAUCAAGGUGGUUGCACCACCUGAGAGGAAGUACAGUGUCUGGAUUGGAGGGUCAAUUCUAGCUUCUCUCAGUACUUUCCAACAAAUGUGGAUUUCAAAGGCUGAGUACGAUGAAUCUGGUCCUGCAAUUGUUCACAGGAAAUGCUUCUAAGGUUGAGACAGUUGUGGUUAUAUUUCUCAUGUAAUCAGAGGUUUUGCAAUAGUGUGGAAUGUGGAUUUGCUUGCAGUUUUGAACUCUAUAUACUAGAAGAUACAGCAGAAGUGACCUUGUUCCAGUUUACGUGCUAUGUUGGUAACUGAAUGAUAGACUUGGUGUUAUUGUGCUUUAUAUUCCUGUAGUUGAGAGGUCGGAUUUGUAUGUUAGCUUUCAAGAUAUUAUGAAUAUUAUAUGUUCAUAUGAUGGUAAUGAAGAGUGAGAGAAUGGAUUUAUAUGUAGCUUUUGAUAUGUUGGGAAAGGUAUAUGUUCAUAAUGGCA